Gekko japonicus is the source of this 3961-nucleotide messenger RNA. RefSeq names its product exportin 4 (gene XPO4). Gene Ontology annotation, cellular component: nuclear pore; cytoplasm. Bases 1 to 3465 code for a protein of 1154 amino acids. The transcript has 23 exons. The record is from RefSeq and is a predicted model, not a curated record. Gene Ontology annotation, biological process: protein export from nucleus. NCBI's taxonomy places the organism in Eukaryota, Metazoa, Chordata, Lepidosauria, Squamata, Gekkonidae. Gene Ontology annotation, molecular function: nuclear export signal receptor activity.
AUGAUGGCGGCGGCCGCGGCGGCGGGGGGAGCCCCCGAGGUGAUCGCCCAGCUGGAGAACGCGGCCAAAGUGCUGAUGGCACCACCUUCCAUGGUCAAUAAUGAACAACGUCAGCAUGCUGAACACAUAUUCUUAUCAUUUAGAAAAUCAAAAUCGCCAUUUGCUGUCUGCAAGCAUAUUUUAGAAACGAGUAAAGUGGACUAUGUCCUUUUUCAAGCCGCCACAGCAAUUAUGGAAGCCGUUGUACGAGAAUGGAUUCUGUUGGAGAAAAGUAGUAUUGAAUCACUGCGAACAUUCCUUUUAACAUAUGUCUUACAAAGGCCUAACCUCCAGAAGUAUGUACGGGAACAGAUAUUAUUAGCAGUAGCAGUAAUAGUGAAACGAGGAUCAUUAGACAAAUCAAUUGACUGCAAGAGCAUUUUUCAUGAAGUCAGCCAGUUGAUAAGCAGCGGUAACCCCACUGUGCAAACCCUGGCCUGUUCUAUUUUAACGGCAUUGUUAAGUGAGUUCUCAAGUUCAAGCAAAACCAGCAAUAUUGGACUUAGUAUGGAGUUCCAUGGUAAUUGCAAACGAAUAUUUCAAGAGGAUGAUCUCCGUCAGAUCUUCAUGCUCACAGUAGAGGUACUACAGGAAUUCAGCCGGUGUGAAAACCUUAAUGCUCAGAUGUCUUCAGUCUUUCAGCGUUACCUUGCACUAGCCAAUCAGGUCUUAAGCUGGAAUUUUCUUCCUCCAAAUUUAGGCAGACAUUAUAUAGCUAUGUUUGAAUCCUCGCAAAAUGUGAUGCUAAAGCCAACAGAGUCCUGGCGUGAGACCCUCCUGGACAGCAGAGUUAUGGAGCUUUUCUUUACAGUGCAUCGAAAAAUUAGAGAAGACACAGAUAUGGCACAAGACUCGCUGCAGUGCCUAGCCCAGCUAGCCUCUCUUCAUGGGCCAGUGUUUCCUGAUGAGAGCUCGCAGGUCGAUUACUUAGCUCACUUCAUUGAGGGAUUGCUCAACACGAUCAAUGGAAUUGAAAUAGAGGACUCUGAAGCAGUGGGAAUAUCCAGUAUAAUCAGCAACCUGAUCACUGUAUUUCCUCGCAAUAUAUUAACAGCCAUUCCAAAUGAACUAUUUUCUUCCUUCGUUAACUGCCUCACACACCUCACUUGCUCUUUUGGAAGGAGUGCUGCUUUGGAAGAAGUGCUUGACAAAGAUGACAUGGUAUAUAUGGAGGCGUAUGACAAGCUCUUGGAAUCUUGGCUUACUCUAGUACAAGAUGACAAACAUUUCCAUAAAGGCUUCUUUACCCAGCAUGCUGUUCAGGUUUUUAAUUCUUACAUCCAGUGCCACUUAGCUGCUCCUGAUGGUACAAGGAAUUUGACUGCCAAUGGUGUAGCCUCUAGAGAAGAAGAAGAAAUAAGUGAGCUACAGGAAGAUGACAGAGAACAGUUCUCUGACCAGCUGGCCAGCGUAGGCAUGUUAGGAAGAAUUGCUGCCGAACACUGUAUACCUCUUCUUACAAGCUUAUUAGAAGACAGAGUGACACGGCUUCAUGGCCAGUUACAAAGUCAUCAGCAGCAGUUAAUUGCCUCACCAGGAUCAGGCUCUGUGGAUAAUAAAGUGCUUGAUGAUCUGUAUGAGGAUAUUCAUUGGCUUAUUCUAGUCACAGGCUACCUCUUAGCUAAUGAUACUCAGGGAGAGACUCCGCUAAUACCUCCAGAAAUAAUGGAGUAUUCCAUUAAGCAUUCAACUGAGGUUGACAUCAAUACAACGCUUCAAAUUCUUGGAUCUCCAGGAGAAAAGGCCUCUUCUAUUCCAGGGUACAACAGAACCGAUUCUGUUAUUAGGUUAUUGUCUGCUAUUCUAAGAGUUUCAGAAGUGGAGUCUCGAGCAAUAAGAGCAAAUCUAACGCACCUUUUGAGCCCUCAGAUGGGAAAAGAUAUUGUAUGGUUCCUUAAACGGUGGGCGAAAACCUAUCUCCUAGUGGAUGAAAAACUGUAUGAUCAGAUAAGUCUGCCAUUCAAUACAGCAUUUGGUGCUGACACAGAGGGCUCUCAGUGGAUUGUGGGUUACCUUUUAGAAAAAGUAAUCAGCAACCUUGCAGUGUGGAGUGCUGAGCAGGACCUCGCAAAUGACACUGUGCAAUUGCUAGUAACAUUGGUAGAAAGGAGAGAGAGGGCGAAUUUAGUAAUUCAGUGUGAAAACUGGUGGAACUUGGCUAAGCAGUUUGCCAGGCGGAAUCCACCUCUUCACUUUUUGUCCAGUUCUGUGCAGAGAACAUUAAUGAAGGCCUUGGUUCUAGGAGGUUUUGCUCAUAUGGACACAGAUACUAAACAGCAAUACUGGACAGAGGUUCUUCAACCACUUCAACAAAGAUUCUUGAAUGUGAUAAACCAAGAGAACUUCCAACAAAUCUGCCAAGAGGAAGAAGUGAAACAGGAAAUCACUGCAACCUUAGAAGCACUCUGUGGCAUUGCUGAGGCUACCCAGAUAGACAAUGUAGCAAUUCUCUUUAAUUUUCUAAUGGACUUCCUUAACAAUUGUAUUGGACUAAUGGAGGUGUACAAGAAUACACCAGAGACUGUUAACCUCAUCAUAGAAGUUUUUGUUGAAGUUGCACAUAAACAAAUAUGCUAUCUUGGAGAGUCUAAAGCCAUGAAUUUAUAUGAAGCCUGUUUGACCCUACUUCAAGUGUAUUCCAAGAAUAAUUUAGGUAGACAACGAAUAGAUGUUACAGCAGAAGAGGACCAAUACCAGGAUCUUCUUCUCAUCAUGGAGCUUCUUACCAACCUGCUUUCGAAAGAAUUUAUAGACUUCAGUGAUACAGAUGAAGUAUUUAGAGGACAUGAUCCUGGGCAAGCUACAAGCAGAUCUGUGUCAGCAGCAGAUGUAGUCUUAUAUGGAGUGAACCUUAUUCUGCCUUUAAUGUCUCAAGAUCUACUCAAAUUUCCAUCACUCUGUAAUCAGUACUACAAACUAAUUACAUUUAUCUGUGAAAUAUUCCCUGAGAAGAUUCCACAGCUUCCAGAAGACUUGUUUAAAAGCCUUAUGUAUUCAUUAGAAUUAGGGAUGACAUCAAUGAGUUCAGACGUUUGCCAGCUCUGUUUAGAAGCUUUGACGCCAUUAGCUGAACAGUGUGCAAAAGCACAGGAGACGGACUCCUCCCUCUUUUUAGCAACAAGGCACUUUCUUAAGAUGGUUUUUGAUAUGCUUGUACUGCAAAAGCACAAUACAGAGAUGACAGCUGCAGCAGGUGAAGCAUUUUACACAUUAGUAUGCUUGCAUCAGGCUGAAUAUUCCGAAUUAGUUGAAACGUUAUUAUCAAGCCAACAAGAUCCCAUCAUUUACCAGCGGUUAGCAGAUGCCUUCAACAAGCUUACUGCAAGCAGCACUCCGCCUACGCUGGACCGUAAGCAGAAGAUGGCCUUCGUUAAAAGUUUAGAAGAUUUUAUGUCAAAUGUUGGUGGACUCCUCUGUGUAAAAUAAAACACCAGAACUGUAUGCCUAACUUAGACCCUUUCUGCAAAAUGCACUGAGAAAUGCUGAAAGCUGACUUAAUCUUAAUGCCUGUUUCUGGGGGGGUUUUCUCAGCCAUCCUAAGAUUUUAGAGAGCCUGGAAGUUUUGGUAUAGCAGAGUGGAAUAGGAGAGGACAGCUUUAAAAUCAGCUUCUGCUAAUGUGUUUUAGCCACAGUCUUGUCAUACCUUUCUAUGUUGUACAGAAUAAACAGAAACUGAAAUCUUACAAAGAAUUCCACAAGUGCAUACAGAUAACGGGCACAGUUAAAAACAAGAACCAGUGCCUUGCCCCAAAUGGCCCUCAAAUAGUGACCAUUCGGACUUCGAAAAGAUUGUGUUUUUUUUGUUGCUAUAAACCCUUCUAGUGUGUGGUGUAAGCACAUACAGAACUGUAAAACAAUUCUAAGCUUUAUUUUUUCCUCUGAAAAUGGAGUGUAUGAUCCAGAAGAAGAAGAAAAAGAAAAC